This is a messenger RNA of Polypterus senegalus (gray bichir), 1552 nucleotides long. RefSeq names its product mucin-3B-like. The transcript has 5 exons. The coding region runs from base 130 to 663 and encodes 177 amino acids. NCBI's taxonomy places the organism in Eukaryota, Metazoa, Chordata, Cladistia, Polypteriformes, Polypteridae. The record is from RefSeq and is a predicted model, not a curated record.
AAAGAAUAUAUAAACACAAAAUCACUGUGAAUGUGUAAGCCAAAGUUUCCCAGACUUACAGAAUGAAUCCUUGGACAUAAUACUAACUCUUGUGACUGAUACAUUUUUUUUCCAGAUGUCUCAGAGCUAAUGCACUAUAUGAACUGCAGUAUUAGCUUUUUAGGUUACACAAAGGAAGUUAUACGUGUUAAUGCCAAUACAAAUGGAGCAGUGAGGUGUGUAGGACCCUGUGCCCGAGGUUAUUCUUGUUCCGGUCAUGGACAGUGUGAAAACAGACAGACUGGACCAGUAUGCAUGUGUUUUGCUAAAACGUUUCAGUUUUACAGUGGCGCUCACUGUGAAAUCCUGGAAAGAACUACUGGCUUUUAUGCUGUUGUUUUUGGAGUUACUGGGGCCGCCUUGCUUCUUCUUAUUGUCAUCAUCUUGGCUAUCAUAGUGUGCAAGAAGAACGUACAGUUUAAAACAUUACAAGUGAGUAAUAAGCAGAGACGAUGGUUUACACUUGAAGAAGAUCAUUUUAAUUUUCAGAACACAGAUUUGUCAACAAAGGCAACAAGUCUAGAUGGGAUACAUGGGAGAGCUGGACGAUAUGAUUUUAGAAGAAGCAAUGCAGAAUCUAAUGAGACCUUACAAGGAAGAUUCACUUCAAAAGAUCCUUGCUGACACAUCACACACAGUGGAUGACAGGUGAAGAAGCCAAAGAUGGAACUGUCUUUUGUGAUCACAAAAAUCCUGCUGCUUCAGCUCAUUGUUUUAUUCAUUUCCUCACGAAGUACCUACCUGUUUCUUGAGCACAGAAUGACAUGCAAUAAUAAUCAACUUUCUUUUAUUUCUCAUCAGAGUCACUAAAUAUUUUACAUUACAAUACAUUCAAAAUAUAAAUAAGAAAGAGAUCAAAAGUAUUCCCAAAAGAACCUUUUUAUGUAUGUUACAAAAUGUACAAAUUAAAAUAUCCUUUUUAUACUGUAUCAUGCAAAAAUGAGAAAGAAACCAAUUUACAGUAGAAAAGCUAUAAAACCAGGGCACUUUUCUUUUUUCUAGUAUUUUAUGUUUUAAAAAGUCUUCAAUAAACAAGAAAGGCAGAGCAAAGCUAAAUCUAUUACUGCUAUGCAAUAAGUACUUAUUUUAAAGAAAGUGGCACACCUUGGUUAACACUUUAUUUCAUACUGCAUGAACUUAACAGUUUCACAUAAUAUGUCCAUACUCUAAUGCAUACAAGUAGAACUACCACUUUUUAAACUAGUGUCAGAUAAUUUAUAAGUAAGCAAAGCACUCCAGUGAACUGUUAAGAUGUCUUUUAAUAUAUUCUUGUUUGUUCUUCAUCUAAAUUGUGUAUUGUUCCUUUAAUAUGUUAUUUAAUAAUCAUUUUCAUGGAAACAUUUCUUAAUAAAGAGCUGUAGAAUUGUAUUCUUUACACUACUAUCUGUACAACUGUACUCUUUAAACCACACACUGCUGACACAUCUUAAUUAUGUUAAUGCUUUAAACAUUUUUUAAAGUUAUACUAAGUGCUGAGAGUUGAUUUGAGCACUGUAUUGUUAGUAUUGUUUGG